CCUGCUCAGUCUUGCACAGGUGUACCGGCUCCUCCCCUCCAGUCUUCCGGCUCCUCCCUCCAGUCUUGCACAGGGUGUACCGGCUCCUCCCCUUCAGUCCUGCGCAGGUGUACCCGGCUCCUCCCUUUCAGUCUUGCACAGGUGUACCGGCUCCUCCCCUCAGUCUGGCACAGGUGUACCGACUCCUCCCCUUCAGUCUGGCACAGGUGUAACCAGCUCCUCCCCUGGACAGGAAUGGCUUCCUCUGAUUUGACUGCACACUCCCCGCCCAGUCUGAUCAGCGGCUUCCUCCACCCGCCUCCUUCA
Molecule: messenger RNA, 306 nt
Organism: Staurois parvus
Lineage: Eukaryota; Metazoa; Chordata; Amphibia; Anura; Ranidae
Source: the annotation of a GenBank genome assembly